Molecule: messenger RNA, 4134 nt
Organism: Nothoprocta perdicaria
Lineage: Eukaryota; Metazoa; Chordata; Aves; Tinamiformes; Tinamidae
Gene: SEC31A
Product: SEC31 homolog A, COPII coat complex component
Exons: 27
Coding region: 1-3738 (1245 amino acids)
Biological process (GO): endoplasmic reticulum to Golgi vesicle-mediated transport; COPII-coated vesicle cargo loading; intracellular protein transport
Cellular component (GO): endoplasmic reticulum exit site; COPII vesicle coat
Molecular function (GO): structural molecule activity; protein binding
Source: RefSeq, a predicted model, not a curated record
AUGAAGCUGAAGGAGAUUGAUCGCACUGCCAUGCAGGCAUGGAGCCCUGCCCUGCAGCACCCCAUUUACCUGGCCACAGGUACCUCUGCCCAGCAGCUGGAUGCAACGUUCAGCACCAAUGCGUCCCUAGAAAUAUUCGAGCUGGACUUGGCGGACCCUUCCCUGGACAUGAAGUCCUGUGCCACCUUCUCCUCCUCUCACAGGUACCACAAACUCAUCUGGGGGCCGCACAGCAUGAGCUCAGGCGAGAGCGUCUCGGGCGUCCUCAUCGCCGGGGGUGAAAAUGGGAACAUCAUUCUGUACGACCCGGCCAAAAUCAUAGCUGGGGACGCUGAAGUUGUCAUUGCCCAGAAGGACAAGCACACGGGCCCCGUGCGAGCGCUCGACGUCAACAUUUUCCAGACUAAUCUGGUGGCCUCUGGUGCAAAUGAGUCUGAAAUCUAUAUCUGGGACUUGAACAAUUUUGCCACACCGAUGACACCAGGGGUGAAGACACAGCCCCUCGAAGACAUCAGCUGCAUCGCGUGGAACAGGCAAGUCCAGCACAUCCUGGCGUCGGCCAGUCCUAGCGGCCGCACUACCGUGUGGGACCUCAGGAAGAACGAGCCCAUCAUCAAAGUCAGUGACCACAAUAACCGGAUGCACUGCUCAGGGCUGGCGUGGCACCCUGACGUAGCCACGCAGAUGGUUCUGGCUUCGGAGGAUGACAGGUUGCCUGUGAUUCAGAUGUGGGACCUGAGAUUUGCCUCGUCACCACUUCGUGUUCUCGAAAGCCAUACAAGGGGCAUUUUGGCCAUUGCUUGGAGCAUGGCAGAUCCGGAGCUGCUGCUUAGCUGUGGGAAGGAUGCUAAAAUCCUGUGCUCCAACCCGAACACAGGCGAGGUGCUCUACGAGUUGCCCACGAACACGCAGUGGUGCUUCGAUAUCCAGUGGUGUCCCAGGAACCCCGCUGUGCUCUCCGCGGCGUCCUUCGAYGGGCGCAUCAGCGUCUACUCCAUCAUGGGGGGCAGCGCGGACGGCUUGAGGCAGAAGCAGGUCGACCAGCUUUCCUCUUCAUUUGGGAACCUGGAUCCCUUUGGCACAGGCCAGCCUCUCCCGCCUCUGCAGCUUCCCCAACAGACGGCUUCGCAGAGUGUCGUUUUGCCCCUAAAGAAGCCCCCCAAGUGGGUCCGGCGCCCCGUGGGAGCGUCCUUCUCGUUUGGAGGCAAGCUGGUUACAUUUGAGAGCACCAAGGCUCAGCAGCAGCCGGGCAUCGAGCAGCAGCAGCAACGUUACCACGUCUACGUGAGCCAGGUGGUCACGGAGAAGGAGUUCCUGGCCCGCUCCAAGCAGCUGCAGGAGGCUGUGCAGUCCGAAGGCUUCGUGAGCUACUGCCAGAAGAAAAUCGAUAUGGCCCAGGCUGACUUUGAGAAGAACGUGUGGGCCUUCCUAAAGGUGAAUUUUGAAGAAGAUUCACGUGCUAAAUACCUGGAGCUCUUGGGAUACAGGAAAGAGGAUCUAAGGAAGAAGAUUACUUCAGCUCUGAACAAAGAAGGCCUUGCGGAUGGUGACUUGGGAGAGGCACCCGCAGAAUCUGAUGGAUCUGCCCUGACCAAGGUGGGGGAAGGGCAGGCUGCAGAGGAGCAGUUCUUCAGAGAGGAUUUAAAGGACCAUAGACGUGGACCUGAAGAUUCCGUGCCUGCAAAGAAAACAUUUAACAUCUCUGUUAGUGGAGAUGUGGAUGGUUUGAUUACCCAGGCUUUGCUGACGGGUAACUUUGAAAGCGCGGUGGAUCUCUGCUUGCAYGACAACCGCAUGGCCGAUGCCAUUGUCCUGGCCAUCGCGGGCGGGCAAGAGCUGCUCUCCAGGACACAGGAAAAAUACUUUGCUAAGAUGCAGAGCAAAAUUACCAGGCUCAUCACUGCAGUUGUCACCAAGAACUGGAAGGAGAUUGUGCAGUUUUGUGAUCUGCAGAACUGGAGAGAGGCUUUGGCUGCUGUGCUGACGUACGCCAGGCCGGAGGAGUUYGCAGCGCUUUGCGAUCUCCUGGGUAACAGGCUGGAGAGCGAGGGCGACAGCCUGCUGCAGAGCCAGGCUUGUCUCUGUUACAUUUGUGCUGGCAACGUGGAGAAGCUCGUUGCCUGCUGGACCAAAGCUCAGGAUGGGAACAGCCCCUUGUCGCUGCAGGACUUAAUAGAGAAGGUUGUGAUUCUGCGCAGAGCCGUGCAGCUCACGCAGGCCGUGGACCCUACGGCGGUGGGAGCCCUCCUGGCUGAGAAGAUGAGCCAGUACGCCAGCCUGCUGGCCGCGCAGGGCAGCYUAGCCGCAGCCCUCACCUUCCUCCCUGCAAACACCAGCCACCCCAACAUAGAGCUGUUGCGGGACAGGCUUUGCAGAGCCCAAGGGGAGCUCGCCGUGGGCCAGGAGGCCCCGAAGGCGCCGCACGAGAGGCAGCCUGUGCCCAAAGGCAGAGCCGGCGCUGUGGCCGGACACGUGGCAGCACCCCAGGCUCCAGCCCAGCAGUAUUACCAACAGGGAGACAACCCACCUCCUCCAGGGUUUAUCAUGCCAGGUGCUGUCAACCCCACCGUGCCCCCUCCGCCAGCUUCCUCUUCCAAUUACAACAUGUACCUGCAAGCGGGGCCCCGACCCGCGUACCCGCAGACGUAUCAGGCCACCCAGCCGUACUCUUUCGGAGCAGGGGGACCAGCUGUCUAUCAGCCUCUGCAGCCUGUCGCUCCUCCUGCUUCAGCCUCUUACCCUAACGCGGCCCCAAACCCUGUCCCCCCGUACUUACCACCCGCGCCCUCCCCACUGUACCCGGCGCAGCCCCAGCCCUCUCCGCCCGGCUUGAACCCUGCCUCCUCCUACCCUCUGCCUCCUUCGGGGGCCUCCUUUCAGCAUGGCAGGCCAGGACCUCCGGCAACCUCUGUGGCCUAUGCGUUGCCUCCGGGACCAACAGGUACUCUGCCUGCAACCAGUGAUGUUCCUGCAUCCCAGAGAACAGAAAACCUGCCGCCUCAAGACCAGGCCUCUCCUUUGCUGGGGGAACUAGGGCCUCAGAACGGCUGGAAUGACCCUCCUGCUCUGAGCAGAGCUGCCAAGAAGAAGAAGGUCCCUGAUAACUUUAUGCCCCCGGUUCCCAUCACCUCCCCCAUCAUGAACCCGCUGGCGGAUCCGCAGUCUCAGAUGCAGCAGCCUCCAGCUCCAGCAGCACCCAUGGGAGCCCCCAGCUUGCAGCCCGCACACCUGCCUGCKGGGCAGCCCGUGCUGCAGGGCCCCUACCAGCCUGCUGCCCACUCGCUGGGGCCAAGCAUCGURCCUCCCGCUGUCUCCAAAACCAGCACAGAGGGGGCCCCCGGAGCCCCCAUCGGCAAUGCCAUCCAGCACGUCCAGGCACUGCCCACAGAGAAGAUURCCAAGAAGCCUAUCCCUGAGGAGCACCUUAUCCUGAAGACCACGUUUGAAGCUCUUAUCCAAAGGUGCCUGCUGUCUGCCUCAGACCCGCAAACCAAGAGGAAACUGGAUGAUGCAAAUAAACGCCUGGAGUUUCUUUAUGACAAACUUAGGGAACAGACGCUCUCYCCAACCAUCCUUAGUGGGUUGCACAACAUGGUGAAGAGCAUCGAGACCCGCAACUACGCGGAAGGACUGAACAUCCACACGCACAUAGUCAGCACCAGCAACUUCAGCGAGACCUCCGCCUUCAUGCCGGUGCUGAAGGUUGUCCUCACCCAGGCCAAUAAACUGGGUGUCUGAAGGCACCCUGCCCUUGCCGAGCUUACGACGGUUGCUUUUCCAAAGAAGUGCAUUUCUACAGCCACCAUGCCAGAGAGGGACCAGGCGCUAGUCCUCAGAGCGUGUCGCAGUAGGGCGCUGACAAAUGGCAUUACACUCUCCCUGCACAAAAGGUCCUCCUAGAAGGGCCGCUGGUGCUUUCCGUUUUAAUCUUUCUCAUCCUGAAUGAUUCCUCUCCACAGCUAGUGUAUUUAAUGGAUCAUGCCCUCUAUUGUCAAUUUUUAGAUGCAUGUUAUACUGCUGAACGGCGGCUUUUAAUAUCAAAUAUAUGUGUUAAAAGGAACAAGAUAGAUUGUGUAUCAGACCCUCAAACAAAACUCUUCCUUCCCCACCCUUCCAUAUCCACCAGAUUAAAGA